Molecule: messenger RNA, 3940 nt
Organism: Cataglyphis hispanica
Lineage: Eukaryota; Metazoa; Arthropoda; Insecta; Hymenoptera; Formicidae
Gene: Vinc
Product: vinculin
Exons: 18
Coding region: 206-3109 (967 amino acids)
Biological process (GO): cell adhesion
Cellular component (GO): actin cytoskeleton
Molecular function (GO): structural molecule activity; actin filament binding
Source: RefSeq, a predicted model, not a curated record
GACUGGAAGAGGAAGAGGAAGAGAUUGACGGCAGUUGGCAGUUGGCAGUUGACAGAUCGUGCCAGAUCGUGUUUCCUGUGAUGGGUGUUACCUAAUUAUUCAUCCUGAAGUCUUUAGUUGUUACUUGAGUUAUUUUUCGCGAUUUGGUGCAACGACACUCUUUCUUUUCCCUUGUUGUUUUACAUUGUAAUAAGAAGAGAUUAAAAUGCCUGUCUUCCAUACCAAAACUAUCGAGAGUAUUCUCGAACCAGUAGCUCAGCAGGUUUCAAGACUUGUUAUUUUACAUGAAGAAGCUGAAGAUGGAAAUGCAAUGCCAGAUUUGGAACGGCCUGUGCAGGCCGUUAGUAUGGCUGUGACCAAUCUUGUGAAAGUCGGAAAGGAAACAAUAAACUCAUCUGAUGAUGCAUUGCUUAAACAAGACAUGCCUGCGGCACUACAACGUGUUGAAGGUGCUUCUCGUCUUUUGGAGGAAGCGUCGGCGAUGCUGAAACAGGAUCCAUAUUCUGGACCUGCUAGGAAAAAACUUAUAGAGGGAUCACGUGGUAUUUUGCAAGGCACUAGUUCCUUGCUUCUCUGUUUUGAUGAGAGUGAAGUGCGAAAGAUUAUACGAGAAUGCAAACGUGUAUUAGAUUAUCUUGCUGUUACUGAAGUUAUUGAAACAAUGGAGGAUCUAGUACAUUUUCUUAAGAAUUUAAGUCCAUGUCUCAGCAAGGUUUCAAGAGAAGUGAGCGCUCGCGAGAAGGAGCUAACGCAUCAGGUUCACAGAGAGAUAUUAGUGCGCUGCUUAGACCAAGUCAAAACACUUGCUCCUAUUCUGAUCUGUUCCAUGAAAAUUUUCAUCCAUAUUAUUUCACAAGGUGGAAAAGGUGCGGAUGAGGCAGCAGAAAAUCGCAACUACUUGUCUGGCAGAAUGUCUGAUGAAUUGAAUGAAAUUAUUCGAGUGUUGCAAUUGACUACAUAUGAUGAAGAGGAGUGGGAUGCAGAUCAAUUGACUGUGCUGAAGAAGGCUCAGAGUGCUAUAGAAUCCAGGAUACGAGCAGCUUAUGAUUGGUUAGACGAUGGACAGGCUCUAAGAGGUGGCGUAGGAGAAAAGAGCCUUCGUCAAAUAAUAGAACAAGCGUCGCGUUUAGCAGAACGUUAUCUAUCUCCAUCGCAAGCGGAACCUAUUUCUAAACUGGCUUCCCAGAUUGUCACUAUGACCGAUGCCCUUUGCGAAUUGCGUCAAAACGAAAAAGGCACUACACCUCAAGCGGAAGCCUUAGCCCGCGGUAUUAAAGAGAAAUUGAACGAACUUCGCGGCUCGGUAGCAUCCGCUUUAGUGGCAGCAGAUAAAUCGGGAACCGCACAGACGGCACACACAGUAGCGGGUCGAUUAGAACAAGCGAAUAAGUGGCUUCUGAAUCCACAUCACGAUGAUAAGGGACUUGGUAAAAGGGCUAUAGCUUUAAUAAUACACGAAGGAAAGAAGGUGGCCGAGGGUUUGCCAGGUAUACAUAAGGCGGAGAUUUUGCAAUUGUGCGACGAGGUGGACAACUUAUCGCAUCAGCUUGCCGAUCUUUGCGCCCAUGGUCAGGGCAAUACUCCACUUGCUCUGGAAAUCGCCCGCCAGCUGUCUCAUAAACUCUAUGAAUUGAAAAACAGGAUACAACAGGCCGUCGUGUCUCGCGUCGUCGAGGAUUUCAUCGAUAUUACAACACCUCUGAAACAAUUCACAGACGCCGUUUUAGCACCUACGGGCACACCUGGACGGGAUCAAAACUUCAACGAUAAGACACGCACGCUGCAGACAUUCUCGAAUAGAGCGGCAAAGACGGCAAGAAUGGUCGCGGCUGGCGGAAGCGGAGGGAAUAAGAAACUGGCCGAAGCUUUAGCUGCCAGUGCCUCGCAAGUGGAAUCUCUGACACCGCAAUUGAUCAACGCCGGACGAAUUCGCAUGACUUAUCCAGACAGCAAAGCCGCGGAUGAGCACUUUGAAAAUUUACGACAGCAAUAUGCAGAGACGAUGCAGAGAGCGCGAGCAUUGUGCGACGAGGCGACCGAUAGCGGCGAUUUUAUCAGAACAUCCGAGGAACAGAUGCAGAAACAUUUGUUUCUUUGCGAUGAGGCUAUUGCCAAAGCGCUCCCGCAAAAGAUGGUCGACAACACGGCGUCUAUCGCACGUCUCGCGAAUCGAGUUAUACUUGUAGCGAAACAAGAAAGCGACAAUAGCGAAGACCCUGCCUUCAUACAAAGAGUAAAUCAUGCUACCGAUGUUCUUCAAAACAGUGUUGCUCCAAUGGUUCAGGAUGCUAAAUUAGUGGCGAUGAACAUCAAUGACAGCUCUGCAGUAUCACGCUGGAGAGAAAGUAAUUGCGCACUAUUAGCCAACGUCGGGCAAGUUCGUAAAGCCAUUAUAAUUCGACCGGAUUUGGUGCCACCAUUGGAAAUGUCACAGUUACAUAUUAAUGAUGAUGAACAAAUUCCAAUCAAAUAUAAUUACUCCAAAACUAAAGUAGAGAAUCCCGAUCUUUUAUAUCAAGAACUGGCCUCUGACAACGAGUUAGAAAAAUCAAUUCACGACGGAGAAGUGGCACCUCCUCGCCCGCCUUUACCAGGAGGCGAUAUUCCUCCUCCAAGGCCUCCUCCUCCCGAGACAGACGACGAGGAAGAAAUGUUUAUGCACGCUCCUCAACCUAAUCAACCGAUAAUGAUGGCUGCCCAUGGUUUACAUCAAGAAGUACGACAAUGGUCGAGCAAGGAUAAUGAGAUUAUUGCUGCGGCGAAGAAGAUGGCUAUAUUAAUGGGAAGAUUGUCGGGACUGGUCAGAGGUGAAGGUGGUAAUAAACGAGAUCUCAUUGCGUGCGCCAAAGCAAUUGCGGAAGCUUCUCAAGAAGUGACUCGUCUCGCGAAAGAACUCGCCAGAGAGUGCACUGACAAACGUAUUCGUACGAAUCUUCUUCAAGUUUGCGAGCGUAUACCCACUAUCGGAACACAAUUGAAGAUACUGUCUACAGUAAAAGCCACUAUGCUCGGAGCACAAGAGACACUCCCGACCUGGGAAGAGCUGAUGCUUUAUGAUGAAUUGAUUGGCUGCAGUAAGUGGAUUAUAAAAUUUAUAGCCAAUUUUUAGAUAGCAAAUUAUUCAAUAUAGUAGUACUGUCCAUAUUUUCUAUAUGCUAAAUAUCAGUAUAUCGUGUAUUUCAAUCUAAUACAUAUUUCAUUAUUAUUGAUUGCCACAUUUGUGCAAUUUAUGAUUUAUCAUUUGUAUAUAUUAUGGUAAGCAGACAUUUGAAUUUUUUCAAAUGAUUCAUAAAAAUUUCCUUCAAGCAAUCAUCAGUCUCUGCUCCGAAAUGUGUUUUCAUUUUCAUCCAUGCAUGUACUUUUUAUAUAAUUACUAGCAUUUGCAUAUAUUCACUAUACCUACACAUGAUUUUUACAAAGCAUUCCAUUUAUUUAACUUGUCUACAAAAGUUUUGAGCCAUAGUCAUUAUGAAGAACUUUCUUUUAAUGUAAUUGCUAGAUGCACAGUAAACAUGCACAUUCUAGAUAUUUAUAUUAUAUGCAUCUAGUUUCCUGAUUUGAGCAGUAAUUAAUUGUACAUUGCAUGUAGAUUACACAAAUCACACAUUUUAUAAUAAAUGAGAAGCUUUUUUCAUUCUUCAACACUUAAUAAAGUAUUCAUUAGAAGGAAUUAUGAUACAACAGAUUCUAACAUAACUAUCAAGUAGUUUAGAAUAAAAUUACAUUUGCACAAUUAUCUAUUAUUCAUCUAUUAUAUUUGACAGGAUUGCUUUUUAGUACAUAUUUACAAGUCAUAUUAGAAAUAUAAUUCUACAAAUCUAUUAACAAUUAGUUUUAGAAAAAUUUUAAGAAAAAUAUAUAUGUAUUAACAAGUAUAUUGAUGUAUCAAAGAAUUAUUUUUCUUUUAUCUAAAUCUGAUAGUUGCUUUUGUAAUAUGUAC